Diaporthe batatas is the source of this 5185-nucleotide messenger RNA. RefSeq lists its product as uncharacterized. The coding region runs from base 3281 to 4081 and encodes 266 amino acids. Lineage: Eukaryota; Fungi; Ascomycota; Sordariomycetes; Diaporthales; Diaporthaceae. The transcript is spliced from 4 exons. The record is from RefSeq and is a predicted model, not a curated record.
UGCCUAUCCCGACCCCACAGGCAAGACUCGUGGAUGGCGAUAGGUAGCUACUCCGUACCAGUUACCUCGCGAAACGGAACGGCCUGCCGACCUUCCCAACACGCGCUGCAACAAGAGAAACACACAUCCACCCGUGCUGGGUGGUUGGCUGCCCGUUUGCUCGGGCGACUGCCGUCUUGUUCGAGCACCAAAACCCCUCCUUCCCAUCGACGACCUUGUCCCAAUUCUUUCUCCUGAAACAUUUCCCUCGCCUCCCGCGUCUCGCCAGGACCACGAGGCCAUCAACUCGUGGGAACAGCCAGCACCUCCUGAGGGCAACUCCUGGGAGCCACACAGCCCACACAACCCACACAGCUGGACAUCGGGCCGGGCCUCACUUGUCAAUGGCUGCGGACGGGGGCAACGUAUGCCAAUAUCGGCCCAACUUCCUCUUUGAGGCCAUCCCAUGCACGCCGGUACCUGUGGAACUGCCCAUCCUCACCCACGCGGCCGUGCCCCCCUCCCCCCCCAGCCAGCCAGCUGCCGCCCCUGCUCGGCGCUAGAAGCUGCCUCGCCUUCGAGAACAACCAACGCUCACACCACGCUCCAAUCUGCCUCUCUGCGGUCCCGCAUAAUCCAGCUUUUAAUUGCCAGGUCCCGUGAAACGCGUUUCCUUCAUGCAGAUCCCUGCCUCUGACCCCAAAACCGCUCCUUGCCUCAGCCCGCGCCGCACUCGCCCAGUCGCUCUGGAGCCCAGCCUCAACAGGAGCCCAGUCGCCGUGGGCCAUCAAUGCCAGUCCCAAGCCUGCAAACACCCAAGCGAUAUCUCGCCGGGCCCUGCGCGCUGUACGCUCCACGCGGCCAUCAUCGCCUGUUCGCGAGAUGGAUCUUUUGGGGGAUCAAACUGUCCACUGCGGAUCUGGCUGCAUUGAAUCGCGCAAUUUUGGAGACGCCGACAGGCAGGGGUGACGAUGCCCCUGCAGCUCUCAGACGAGACCCCCCUCCCUGGUUCCUCGGCCAGAACUCUGUUCGCCGGGUCAGUCUGCAAGUGGUGUGACGGCCUUCACAUUCUUGGUACUGCCAGUCCCUGCAACUGCCACUGCCGUUUGGCGCUGCGGGCUGCAGUGCCUAGGUAUGCGGGACAGAGCCCCCAAGAUCACGACAGUGGGUUGGCAGUCGCGCAAACAUUUCAUGUCGCCCUGCCAUGUCUAGCAAUGACAUUUCGGCUAGGAGCCGUUGAGGGGUAUGGAGAAAUACAUGCGACCGAGCGCCGUGUCAUCCCAUGUUACACAGGCGAGAAACAACGCUCAGAUGCUGGGGGGACCUGCGCUGUACCACCUGGGCGUCAAUCAGUGCAGCCCAUCUGCAGUGCUGCAUCAUCUCCUUGUCAGCAGCUGCAUCGCACCCAGACUUCCGGCAGCAUAGGACCCAUCCUUGAUCAACAUUCCGUCGAGUUGCUCCAUACCCAGCCCCUCGAGCCACGCAAAAUGUCCUCUUUUCUCGCAUCUGGAUUCGUCGGUCUCUUCCGGCCCAUCAUUACGGCAUCGGCGUCUGAGAUUGCGGGCCUGGGCAGUGCGGCGCAAGGCGCAACUUUCGGGCCUGUCUUCUCAAAACGACAUGAGGCCGCUGUGAACUACAAACUACUCGCGCCUAUGUGACCCGUGUCACCCUCGACUCGGCCUCUUCCCUGACAUUUGCGCUUCGGCAAUCUGGGUCACUAAUUCUUCGGUUGCGACGACCCUGCAGUGCACCUCGCCCUAUGGCGUUUGAGAACCGAGCUUUCUCUGGUCUGUGAUAUAGGUCCCCCAGUCGCAUUAUACCCCAUCCUCCGGGGCAGAACAACGGAAGCUCUGGCUUCCAUAAUCGCCGCUGCCCUGUUUCUCCAUCGACAAGGACCCCGCUUCGCCUUGGAACAGGGUGCCAGCAAAGUACCCUGGGCUCUCUGCAGUACCCUGCGGUACCUUCACGCCCUGUUGUUCAUCCCCUCCCACGCACAGCAGAGAACAGCGGACUCCCCUGUCGGCCCUCGCCUCCCUCGCGGGUUCGGGGGCCAUUUUCCACAGUCGCAGCCUCUCCAAGCAGGCCCGAUCGUUGUCUGGAGCUUGACCCUCGCGCUCGCGUGCACUGGCCGUCCUGCUCCAUCCGUUGCUCGCGGCGCUCUCCCUCACCCGUGCUGCCGUGGGCCAGAGGACCAGUACACCUCCACCCCCAUGCUGCCACCAUACCACUCUCCCCUUGUUCUGGCUUAGUGUGCUGGGGAAUCUCGAGGGAAGGGGGCCCCUGCCCAUCAGUCCGGAGCCUGUCGACGGAGUACCAUUGUACUCCCGUUGCAUCACGCCUCGAUGCCGGGGUCUCGUUUCUAUACCCAGUGGGUAAGGCCGUGGCAUAAGAUCCCCAAAUUAUGCUACCGUCCCUGCUCAGCAGAGGUUGAUCAAGUCUCCGCACCAUCUCAGGAACAGUACCUGUUUCGCACAUGGCUGGCCGACCGCAUGUCUGCUCUACUGCUGGCCUGCAGAGAGCCUUAAAGAAGGUACCUCCCCUCGGCAUCCACGCCUUGCUAGACUUUUACCCUUCCACACGACACCAAACAUCAGAUGACAAAAAACUCCUCACAACGUGCCUAUAAACAUUCCUGCUUUAGCCCGACACUUUUUUUUUUGCCGCCGGGUAUAAGAACCACACCCCCACCGGAAUUUCCAAACAAGCUCGUUGAAGGAUGCUGGUCUGGCGGCUGUGAGCUGUCGAGGGAUGCUAUCAAGUCACUACCACCACCGCCGAGGUAUCUGACGCCAAACUCCAAGGAAGCUUUAAUAGCCAACCACACCAAUCUCCGAUCUGUACUCAACCCACCUCUCGGGAUAGCCGCCACUCCUCCUCAGUCGCCUUGGAGUCGACACAUGAACUCUGUUACUGCGCUCCCAGCAACGGCGCAACCACUGUACAGUUCGCGGCGGGUAGCAUCUACGGCAAGGCGUGACGCACGCCUACCGAGCAGAACACUCCCAUCCCAAAGUAUCCGAGGUAGCCCUACGGGGCUCCAGUCAGUCAAAUUCUUUCCAUACAGAUUCCGGCUCCCGGCCAGGGCGGUUCGCUCUGGCGGACCCCAUGCGGCGGAGACACGCUGGCGGGCAACUAUCGAAUAGGAGGGGACUACAAUGUCGACUACUCACCACAGGACUCGCAUCCGGGCGACCAGAGCCAGCAGCCCCAUGGCUACAGUUCGCAGCAUCACCGGCCCUCCAUCCAUCACACGGGGCCUUCGAUCCUCCAUGAGAGUCCAACAGAGUCACAUUAUACGACCAUGCAGCAGCAGCAGCAGCAGCAGCAGCAGCAGCAUCACCAUCACCAGUCGGCACACCGGCCGCUCCCGGUCCUCAUGGACCCGGGGCAGCUGGGUGGACACCCAGGAGCGCAUCGGCAGUCCUAUCCAGGACCUUCACAUUUUGGUGGGCCCGGUCCGUCUCCGCACUCAGUAGUCGCUCCUCUUUAUCCGUCUAUGGCUCCGGGCCCAAGCCCUGGCGUCAAACGAGCCAGACCGGACGAUCUUGAUCUGUCAGUACAUGGCAUGCCGGAUCUUGAACAAGGAGACAUGGAUUCGAUGCAGCAGACCCCUCUUGGCGCCGCGUAUGCUCAAGCUGCAGGAGGGUCAUCCCACCCGACCCAUCAUCACCACCGUCUCCCAGACACGGGACCGCCUUCGAAAUUAUUGCGUCGGGACGAGAACCUGGGAGGAGGAGCGCCUAGCGUCGUAGGACAGGAGGGGAUGCCAGAGCCAGCACCCAGGCCGAGGGGUCCCAAACUCAAGUUUACGCCUGAGGAUGAUCAGUUGCUCAUAGACUUGAAGGAGAACAAGAGCCUGACGUGGAAACAAAUUGCCGACUUCUUUCCCGGCCGCUCUAGUGGCACCCUCCAGGUCCGAUACUGUACCAAACUCAAGGCCAAGACAACGCAAUGGACGGACGAGACGGAUUUGAAGCUUCGCACUGCUCUCCAGGACUAUGAAAACGAAAAGUGGCGCAUUGUAGCGAACAAAGUCGGCACCGGCUUCACUCCCGCUGCAUGCCGAGAGAGGGCUGCGCAGCUCAUUGACGAGAACUUAUAGCAAUCAGCGUCCUCUCCUGGAGUUUCGGCUCCUGAAGGGGACACAAACGUCUACUCUCAGCCACAAGCUGAGUCUUCGAAUCCUGUCUACACCCACCAGCCUACUCAGCAAUCGAAUUCGGUCUAUACGCAGCACCUCCAGUAAUAGUGGAGGACCAGCUGCGUGGGAGGCGCCAGGAAUACUGGCAACAAUUGUUAAGGACCUCUGUCGCCAGCCACCUGUUGGCAAGACUUCCCUACAAUAUCACGACAAACAGUGUGUCAAGGGCGUCAUCUGUUGUUAUUGUACUGCAUCUGGCGCGCAUUACACGUGACGGGUGUUUUUCACCCACACGAAUCAAAGGAUCUCUUCCGUCGAAACGAAUACAGGGCCAUUGUCAGUCUUCAGAAUUGUGCUUUGGCUUGCGGUUCGAAUAAAUGUGAAGAGAGAGCCUUUUCGGCACCAACAGCGAUUUCCAUGUCUUGAUAUCAGCUAGGAGGAGCAAGCUCAGACGGAAUAUAAUGUUAAGAGAUACCCGAUCCUUCUGGAUACUUGCCCAUUUCAUUUCCCCCCCGAAAUGUACGGCUUUUUCUUUGUUGUACUUUCCCAAGUUUUCACCACGAUAGAUGCGGUUGGGCCUUUAAGGGCAGACAGGUGUAUGGGGAUCAGGAUCAGCUUGGUAUACGCGUCACGGCCCGAUCAACGACAUAUCCGGCAGCUCUCUCGGGCGACCUUACGAUUCUUAAGCAGCAACGACGCGUCGACGACUUGCUUGCUGGCUCCGGACUGGCGCCGGGUUGGACCUCAUCCUCCCCUGGGCAUCAGUAAUGUUUGGAAUUGUGGGCCUCGUGCAAUGGAGCAGGGAUGAGGGUUUUUGACGGCCUCAGCAGGGGAGGGCUGUCCUCUUUCGGUUGAACUACCGCUUUUGCACAUCUUGUAGUAAGGCGUCAGGAAAAUACGGAUAAUAAAGGUCGGGACAGGGAUUGCACGAGCAACACCAUUGUCGGCCUGGAGAUUGGCAUCUUUGCAAGGCAUAUACCUGGACAUAUCAUCACCACCGUGUGUUUUCUUUGUUUGCACUCUUUUGCUUCUAUCAUACACAUAUUUUUACCCAUGGAGUAUAUA